Molecule: messenger RNA, 136 nt
Organism: Racocetra persica
Lineage: Eukaryota; Fungi; Glomeromycota; Glomeromycetes; Diversisporales; Gigasporaceae
Source: the annotation of a GenBank genome assembly
AAACAAUGGAUAUAGAAGAAAUAGGCAGCGAUUCUAUUCAUACUUCAGAAUUACAUGACAUGGAAGUCGACGAAAUAGACCAAGACUCAUAUUCAGCACUCUUGUCAGAAACUAAUCCACAUUCGGAAACCAACCU